AUGUCUGGCUUGCCAACUGGUAGGCCAUCGCUGUUGAUUCUUUACAAGCAACUUCUUCGUUCAUGCGAGACGUAUCCUUCUAAAAAUCGUAUGGGUAUUUACCAAGCGAUUCGGGAAGAAUGGAAAGAAAACAAGGACUUGACCCACAAAGACAAGCUAGAUAAGCAAAUCGCGAUUGCGUACAAAGGCCUUUCGCAACUGCGUCAGUUCGAUGAGAUGGCCAUGAGUGGCGGUAGACCAGCGUCUUCGAAUUGGAGUGUAACAAUGGAGCAAAACCCAAUGCCAAAACCCGAUGAUUACGAUUCUCGAAAAACGAGAAGGACCUGA
Phaeodactylum tricornutum CCAP 1055/1 is the source of this 327-nucleotide messenger RNA. RefSeq lists its product with no specific name. The transcript has a single exon. The record is from RefSeq and is a predicted model, not a curated record. Lineage: Eukaryota; Bacillariophyta; Bacillariophyceae; Surirellales; Neidiaceae. The coding region runs from base 1 to 327 and encodes 108 amino acids.